Messenger RNA from Dermacentor andersoni, 4911 nucleotides. Its product is annotated as cholinesterase-like. Gene Ontology annotation, biological process: choline metabolic process; acetylcholine catabolic process. Gene Ontology annotation, molecular function: acetylcholinesterase activity. The record is from RefSeq and is a predicted model, not a curated record. NCBI's taxonomy places the organism in Eukaryota, Metazoa, Arthropoda, Arachnida, Ixodida, Ixodidae. Gene Ontology annotation, cellular component: plasma membrane.
UGGAAGAAUGGUGAGGCUCGCCAAGUAAUAAAUUGUUUUAAAGAGUUCACCGCACAAAAUUCGUAUAUUCAAAAAUUGAAGCAUUCUUACCUAAUGAAUCUAAUGACUGAACAUUAUUGAGCGGAACUUAUUUAGCUCCGAGGUUUCGCUCAGGAACUGGUGCCUCUGUGCAGGAACUGCAACUCCUGCAAAAGUAACUUCCUCAGCAGCCCUCGGUGGCAUAGGUCUUGCUUCCUUGAGGCUCCAAUGAAUGUUGUUAUACAUAAUAUUGUAACAGAAACGACUAUUCGGCAAUUUCGAAUACUGACUUGUCGAAUGGAAUACAAAUCGAAUAGGAAAGACUACUUUACUCGUUUUGAAAAUUCCGAAUAUGCCUACCAUCUAUUUUUUUUUUUUUUUUCUGGCCCAGACUACCGAAUAUGUACUAGCAAUCAUUCCCUUGCGGACUGAACCCCCAUGCUCACUACUCUUGUGAACACUGGCGCCAGAAUUCCCUCUAGUAGCAUUUGUACGAAGUUCUAUGAACGAUGGCUCUGGGCAUAGUUUUACAGGCACAGCGAAGUGACAGUUUGGGCAACGCACUCGGCCGUGAAGUGGACGAUGCGCAACGGACUCGAAAGUUGACGGAUGGAUGCUCUUGCUUUUAAGUGCGCCUCGGAUGCCAGACAAAAAACAGUUCCCUAUACUUUUACUGUCUCUUCUUUUUUCUUUUUUUUUUUCAAUGGCGCCCAACUUCAAGAGCGGCUUGCAGUCUCGCUGGAGACCGCCAAGCCACUCAAUGUGGGUCUCCUGCUCUGUGCCGAGAAAACAGGCUGCUUGUUGUGCGCCUCCUAAACAGCCCUGGGAACCUUCCAAUGAGACGACGGGCACACACAAACACACAUACACUACGCAUGACGCGAGACGAACGGCGCAAUAAGAAAUGGUUCUGGGCUGCGUGCUAAAAAUAAGGGGCUGGUGCCGCGCGAGUGAGAGUUGCGGCGCUCGCAAACCGCCUCUUGGAGUGUGAACAUACAUCAGCAAACAUAUUGUACGACAAGCGCCGCCCAUGGCAGUUGUUUAUUUUUCACUUACCUCUUAUCCCGCUUUUUCCCUCUCUCUCUCUCUCUUUUUUCCUUUCUUUCAAUUUUCUCCGCUUCAUGUCACAGCCUUAGCCUCGUCACUGUAACCCGGUAGUUUCAUUUCUUUUUUUUUUCUUUUUUUCCUCCCUGUCUAUCUGUCCGCCUCUGAAGUGAGGGAAGGGUCAUGCGAGAGUGUUUAAAGCGCAGCACUGAUUUUUCUUGACACCUUUAUUAUUUGUUUGUCAUUUCUUUAUAGUUUGAUUGCAGUGGCUUCACGGCGAAGUCUGCAACCUCUGCUAGGAAGCAAAAAGGCGAACACUGGCCCUUCUCUACUGCCCGCUGGUUUCAACUUGUCGAUCUAUUUUCUUUAAACCACGGGGUCCAACCACGGCCGCCCCGUGCAAGGUCACCCGAGGUUGUUUCAGAAGCGCUACCGGCCCGGGGUUUGUGGGGAAUCGGGGCCUCUGCCGGUGGUACCUCACCACACGCCGUGCCGCUCCGUCUCCGACGGAGGCGGGUGUGCAUCUCAAGCAGUGAAGAUAUACUUGACCGAAAGAGCAAUAUUCACAACAAGAUCUUGAAAGAAUCCUUCUGCAACGCCUUUGAAAAGAAGCGCAACAACUCGGAAACUGCCUUUCUGUCAUGAUGCCUCUUGUCUCCACUGCCAUGGUCAUCGGCAUCGCGAUGGCCAUAGCAGACCCGGUCGUCGUGACGGAGAACGGCAGCAUCCAGGGAACAAUGCUGACCAUGUUCAACGGAACGAGUGUGGUGGACGCCUACCUUGGGAUACCGUACGCUGCGCCACCGGUCGGAGAACUUCGUUUCAAGCAAUCGAUUCCGCCCGUCCCAUGGGAGCCAUACACGCUUCAAGCAACGAAAAAGAGCCCGGCAUGCAUACAGUUCGCGCCAGCAAACCCGCUGCCACCUUGGGUAUCGACUGAAAGCGAACAGAGUGAGGACUGCCUCUACCUGAAUGUAUGGGCACCACGGGAAAAAGGAAACGGCACGGAAAACUUGCGAAACGUGAUGGUGUGGAUCCACGGCGGGGGUUUCAAUUUCGGGUCAGCCUCAAUGGAUGUUUACGACGGAGCCGUCCUGGCUACUGUGGAGGACGUGGUCGUCGUGUCGAUGAACUACCGUCUAGGAAUAUUCGGAUUCCUCGCACUGCCAAACGAUAGGACGCCAGCUGCGGGAAACCAGGGACUCUUGGACCAAGUGCUCGCUCUGCGAUGGAUCCAGGAGAACAUCGUAAACUUUGGCGGUGACCCGAAGCGAGUGACGCUGUUUGGCGAGAGCGCUGGCGGAUGGUCUAUCGCGUACCACGCCAUCUCGCCCAUGGCGCGCUUGCUCUUUCAUAGAGGCAUCGUCCAAAGUGCCGGAGUCCUGGUCCAGCAGCUUGCUGACUCGUUCACUACGGCGGAGACGAAGGCGAUGCAGGUGGCCGAUAGCGUCGGGUGCCUACCAGACUCGAACAACACCAGCGUCGUUAGUUGCCUGCAAAACAAAAGCGCCCACCACCUUGCCAUUAUGGAGGCCAUUGUGUGCACCCAGUACAUAAUGUGCUUCACCGCCGUCUACGGCGACGAAUACCUGCCGAAUGACCCUGUCACAGCCGCAGACGUGAGCGUACCCAAGGAAUUCCUGCUCGGCAACGUGGAAAACGAAGGUUCCGUGUUCGCUAGCUUGUGGUUUUGGAUGCAGUUUCCGUUCCAUAGUGCCAUAAACGUCGGCAAGAAGGACAUGCUGUACUUCUUCAUGAAAACCUUCUCGUUCAUGCCAGAGAUGGUGAGGAGGGCGGUGUACAACUUGUACGUGGGAGCGCUUCGGGAAACCGAGUACCCCAAACUGCGGUCGGAACUUGGCCACGCCAUUGGUGACGCUUUCCUUCGGUGUCCCGAGGUGUUCUUCGGCGAGAAAUUGUCGCAGCACAAUUCGAACGUCUACUACUACAACAUGGUGUAUCACUCGGCUACAGCCACCCACCUUGAUCCCUGGUUUGGUCUGACACACUUCGAGGACGUGCAGUACGUCUUCGGAAUGCCCCUCAGGGACCGUCCUCCGAAGAAUUACUCGCCGGCUGACGCUGAAUUUAGCCGCUACGUCAUGAACAUAUGGGUGACCUUCUCAAAAACUGGGGUUCCGCCUAUGGUGGACGGCGAUGCGUGGCCGCUAUUCGACACUAAGGACCACAAGGUGGUUAGCCUGGACCACAACCACACCCACACAGAGACGCUGCGGCAACUGGACCGCUGCCGCUUCUGGGAGGCGCUGCACAAGCCAAACCUCCAGAGUGGCCUCUCCAAUUGCGUCUGAAAGUCGCCGUUCUGCACACGCUGCCAACCACUGUUGCGUACACCAUCAAGUCACGCGGACGCCGCGUGACUGUGCGACAAACACCCCCCUGUUAACACAUGUGCUUCAAUGGUUUGAUCUGAACGAAAACGAAAGAAAUAUUUUUUUUUUACUCGAAGUGCUGUGCACUGUGAUUGAACAUAAGGUCUCAGAGACAGUUUGAAGAAUUCUUCAUAGUCAUAGCACGUUGUUUUGUGUUAUCUUGGGCCUGGCCAGCUCUUGCGGGAUGACUGCCGCUGGCUCAUGUCCGCAGUGUAAUUUGCCUAAUGUCCAGUUUUCAUUCUUCAGCCAGACAAUUUCCUCAGAGUCGAUUUCUAUUCUUUAUAUUUAUUUGCACCAAUUAGAGGCUUAUAUUUUUACCUGUAUUUGAGAGGUUCGGAUUGAGGGUUCUGGUUUUUCUUAGGACUAUGCACUGCCGCAACUCGCACUUAGUUCCCCUUAGCUCUUUUUCACCCUCUGCCACCGUGAGCUCAUGUCAUUUCGAUCUUGGCACUUGAGUUUGAUCGCCAGUUGCUAAUUUUUCUCAGCUUCAUACUCUUUCUGGCGCAAGAUGGCUAUUGACUUCAUUAAGUGUUUUGAGAGGUGCUAAAAAUUGAGUAACUGAAUGUGUCUGUUCUUAAGGCGAUCCAGCAAGGUAUUACAGGCUUAGUUCAAAAAGCGUCUGGGCACUUAUUUUCGAAGCCUAAAACAAGAAACUAUGCUUCUGAGUGCCCAUACGAUGCACUAGCAGUUAGUCGUAGUAACAUGCAGAUUAUAUUAGAUAAGUGAUGAAUUGAAGCUCAAACCAUUUAACAUGACACCUCUGAACAAUACCAGGCACUUAUAGGCUCCUAAAAUCAACAGUUUCAAUGCUUCUAAUGCGUAAUUGCAUGAAAAUUCUACAAUAGUCAGUAAAGGAAAUUGAAUGUCAAUUAUGGGUGUGGAUAGAGCCUUUCACUUGCAAGUGUUCGGGUGUAAAAUGCAAUGCAGUGUAGGCAGAGCUUACAAUGUGUGCCACGUGCGAACAAAGAACAAAACGUGAGAAGAAAAACAAAGGAAACAACACUACGCUUAGGCAUGUAAGUGAAGCUUGACGAGGUCUGCAGUUAAUUAAGAAGUGCAAUAAGAGCUGAGCGAGUAAAUUUCAUGUUUUAGCUUACAAAGCGACAUUUCCGAUAUGCCGUUGAAUAACGUACAAUGAUAACUUAAUCGAUAGUGAGUAAUAUAAAGGUUCAACAAUACUGUCACAUUUCUGACUUUCUGAAAAAGGAACGCACACACAAAGGACAAGAAAACCAUCUGCAAUAUGGAACGUUAGUCGUUAUGAACUACGUUACUACACGACUGCGUGAUGUUGUGCCUGUGUCGAUAAUAGUCUAUUCUUCGGAAUCAUCACAAGCUAUGCAAGCCAAAAUAACUUAGGCUACCCUACCAACAGCUCCCCCAAGAAGCAUCGUAGUUCACCUUUAUUUCUAUAUAUGCCUCGUCUGAAGUACAUAAAGAUCUGAGUUGUUUCUGA